AUGAAGGUAAUAGACAAGAUCCGCGAGUCCUCCGCCGGCAAUGCCGUCUUCUCGUUCGAGUUCUUCCCUCCCAAGACGGAGGACGGCGUCGACAACCUGUUCGAGCGGAUGGACCGCAUGGCCGCCUGCGGGCCCACCUUCUGCGACAUCACUUGGGGCGCCGGCGGCACCACCGCCGAUCUGACCCUGGAGAUCGCCAACCGGAUGCAGAACAUGGUCUGCGUCGAGACCAUGAUGCAUCUCACCUGCACCAACAUGCCCCUAGAGAAGAUCGACCACGCCCUCGCCACCAUCAAGUCCAACGGCAUUCAGAACGUCCUCGCCCUGCGCGGCGACCCUCCCCACGGUCAGGAAAAGUUCGUUCAGGUCGACGGGGGCUUCGGGUGCGCCCUCGACCUCGUUAAGCAUAUUCGUGCCAAAUAUGGGGACUAUUUUGGGAUAACUGUUGCUGGUUAUCCAGAGGGGCAUCCUGAUGUUAUUCAGGACGGAGUUGUACCACCAGAGGCCUAUCAGAAUGAACUUGCCUACCUUAAGCAAAAGGUUGAUUCUGGAGCUGAAGUUGUUGUCACCCAACUAUUCUAUGACACUGACAUCUUCCUCAGAUUUGUCAAUGACUGUCGACAAAUUGGAAUAACUUGUCCUAUAGUACCGGGUAUCAUGCCCAUUAAUAACUACAAGGGCUUCCUCCGCAUGAUUGGUUUUUGUAAAACUAAGAUCCCACCUGAAAUUAUCGCUGCCUUAGAACCAAUCAAGGACAAUGAAGAAGCUGUCAGGGCUUAUGGUAUUCAUUUGGGGACUGAAAUGUGCAAGAAAAUUUUGGCCUGUGGGAUCAGAACAUUACAUCUUUAUACAUUAAACAUGGAGAAAUCAGCUUUGGCUAUACUGAUGAAUCUUGGGUUGAUCGAGGAGUCCAAAAUUUCAAGACCCUUGCCUUGGAGACGUCCAGCAAAUGUUUUUCGUGUAAAAGAAAAUGUGCGCCCAAUAUUCUGGGCUAAUCGUCCUAAAAGUUACAUAUCAAGAACUAUAGGUUGGGACCAAUUCCCAACUGGCAGAUGGGGUGAUUAUCAGAAUCCAUCUUUUGGAGCACUGAGUGAUUAUCAGUUUAUACGACCUCGUGCGCGUGACAAGAAAAUUGGUGAAGAAUGGGCCACACCUUUGAAAAAUGUGGAAGAUAUUUGUGAGGUUAUCAUCUUUUGGUCCAAAUUUGUUUUCAUUAAAAACCUCGAUAUUUACAAAAUUCCAGUCCUUACCAAGCUUUCAACACAACAGAAAUUCACGAAGUUCUGCCUUGGGAAAUUGCGAAGUAACCCGUGGUCAGAACUAGAUGGUCUUCAACCAGAGACCAAAAUCAUUAAUGAACAACUUGCCGACAUUAACCUGAAAGGUUUUCUUACAAUCAACAGCCAACCAGCAGUCAAUGGACUGAAAUCGGACUCGCCAUCUUUUGGAUGGGGUGGGCCCGGCGGAUAUGUGUACCAGAAGGCAUACUUGGAGUUUUUCUGUUCUUUGGAGAGCCUGAAUACUCUAGUGGAGAAGUGCAUGUCAUUCCCAUUCCUCACAUACAUGGCUGUGAACAAACAAGGAAACUUAAUAUCAAACAUGAAAAAUGGGGAUGUGAAUGCAGUCACGUGGGGGGUUUUCCCAGCAAAGGAGAUCAUUCAACCCACUGUUGUUGACCCUGCAAGCUUUAUGGUAUGGAAGGAUGAAGCUUAUGAAUUAUGGUCAAGAGGAUGGGGUAAACUGUACCCAGAAUCUGAUCCUUCCAGAAAAUUACUUGAAGAGGUCCAAAGCAGUUAUUAUUUGGUUAGCUUGGUUGACAAUGACUACAUCCAUGGGGAUUUGUUUGCUGUGUUUCAAGACAUUUGA
Messenger RNA from Striga asiatica, 1866 nucleotides. The record is from the annotation of a GenBank genome assembly. NCBI's taxonomy places the organism in Eukaryota, Viridiplantae, Streptophyta, Magnoliopsida, Lamiales, Orobanchaceae.